ACAAGCGACUGAGUGAUUGGACCGCUUUUGUUACGCUCAGUUCAGAUCGAUGAAAAAUGACAGCCGUCAUAAAAUCCCUGUAAAUUAUCAGUGACUAUAUCAGAAAAAAUAUAUUUUACUCUUCAAUAUUUAAUUAUAAAUUUCCAGUUGAUAAAUUAUCAGUUAAUUAAAAUUAGUAAUUAAAAAAAUAGAACACGAUAAAAUAAAAUAAUAAAAAUGAGAGUCAAUCGCGGAAAAAAAAUAACUCGUCCCGCGAGAAAUGUUAAUCUUGUGCUGCAUGCAAUGAAAAAUUUGGGCGAGGAAAAUGGCAGUACUGUUAAUAACAUCAUCGAGUAUAUUUCGGAUACUGUUGAGCAUCCAGCUUCUAAGCGCGAGGUGGUGGCAGCGCUGAAGCGAGUUGUUGAAUUCGGAAUAAUGGAUCGGAAGCGCGGGCGGUAUUUCCUGCCGGGAGAAAAACGUCGUAUAAAUUUAUCAGGCGGCAAUCGUCAGGAUAGCUCUAGCGGGAAAAGUGAGAGCAACGUUAGCACCGUGGAUGCCAGAGCUACCGGAAGGUCCAGAGUCUCAGAGCGGGGUCAUCGGUUUAAAUCCCGAAAUACCGAUAAAACAAAGCGAGAAGGUGGCGGAAAAUCCAAGGAUUCCUCCCGUCGUAAAAGAAAGCCCAAGAGGAAACCCAAACAAAAGUCAAAAUCCGUCAAGCGGACGAGAUUUGCACGGUCAUUAAAGUCUUACGACCUGUCGGACUACUACAAGAACCCCUCGUACCGAGCAUCCGGAGUCUCCUCCAUUGAUUCGAUGGAAUACUGGGAGGACGAGGGACCGGGCGGCUACUCCCGCCCAAGCUACAUCAAUUAGUCAUUUUUUCAUUACUCACUUAAUCUUACUUAGCCUCUUCGCCCGUUAAUCGCCAAUCAUGUUUAAUCAAAGCUAACCAAUUGCUCAAUAAAAUACUAUCACUGUAUAAUAUUCUCCUCCGUUUUCCAUCCUAAUAGAUUGUAAUUUUAUUCCAGCGAGAACCAAUUAGCCGGCCAUUUGUCAAAUAUUUUUAUUUUGAAAGUUAAUAACUCGAAAGCCAUCAAUACACUAAUCCCACCGUAGUAUGCAAUUCACUAUUUCUUAGUUUAAGUUUAAGUUUAUGUGUUUUUUUAACUCGGUAUUAGUAUUAGUCUUGCUAGUUGUUGUAUAAACGAGUACUCAGUAGCAACGGACAAAAUAAACGGCGUUUACUCUUUACCGAUCGAUAAUAGUUAGUUGGAAAAGGCAAUUUACCAUUUAUCAUCCGGUGUGUAGUGUACUGUAAGAGUCUAAAGCACCACCACCACCACCACCAGGAGCCACCAACUCUCCCGAGAGCAAAGAAACACACGAGAAAGUCCACAGACAAGAAUGCAAUAGGAAAUAUCAAGGACCGUGAAGAACGAGUUCACGGGAACGUGACGACGACACCCGCAUGCCUCAUUGAUACUCACCUACAUUCACCGAUAAUAUUAUUACUUUUUAUUGUAAUUGUACUUUUGGCCAGGCUUUUGAUUUUCUUUUCAAUUAUCUGAUUAAGUUUACUGAUUUUUACUGUUGCUAU
Cotesia glomerata is the source of this 1576-nucleotide messenger RNA. RefSeq lists its product as uncharacterized. Gene Ontology annotation, molecular function: DNA binding. The record is from RefSeq and is a predicted model, not a curated record. Gene Ontology annotation, biological process: nucleosome assembly. NCBI's taxonomy places the organism in Eukaryota, Metazoa, Arthropoda, Insecta, Hymenoptera, Braconidae. Bases 217 to 852 code for a protein of 211 amino acids. Gene Ontology annotation, cellular component: nucleosome. The transcript has 2 exons.